Aphis gossypii (cotton aphid) is the source of this 3017-nucleotide messenger RNA. RefSeq lists its product as uncharacterized. The record is from RefSeq and is a predicted model, not a curated record. Bases 903 to 2627 code for a protein of 574 amino acids. Lineage: Eukaryota; Metazoa; Arthropoda; Insecta; Hemiptera; Aphididae. The transcript is spliced from 9 exons.
AAAAUGUCGGUGUAUCUUUGCCAAAAAACAAGCAAGUAGCUAUCGAGUUAUUAAAAUGUCCAUAAAAAUUGUUUUACAAAAAUAUAAAAAAAGAUCUGAUCUAGUAUUUAUUAUAAUUCGACAUUCGUUGAUAAAUAUUAAUUAUUGAAGUGUCAUCAUAUAUGUUAUCAUAACAGUCAUAGCUACCGGAUUUUUCGAAACCAAAAUCAUGGACUCACUAUCAUUAAUACACGAAGUUAAAUAACUCAACAACUACUUUUUCAAAUUUAGAUUUAGAUGCAUCAACAUUAUCAAAUAAUAUCCUACUUAACAAUCGGGGUAAAUCUAUAAUUAAAAAAAAAUAAUAAUAAAAUUUUACAUGGCCAUUAGACAAUCCUUAAAUUGUAUGAAAAAAACUUCAAGUAAAUGAAAAUAUAUUCUAUAAUUAAGUAUAGGUAUAUAUUUAAAUUUCCAAAAAUCGGAGUAUGGAUUAAUUCAUUAUCAGAGGUAAAAGGAGGAGGGUGAGUAAACGUGCUUGGUAAAUAACCCUGUAUAUAUUAUGAUGUAUAUCGACAUUGGUUUUAAUCACCACUGAUUCACACGGUUUUCAUUUAUAAUGUUAUGCGUACAGAACAUACUGUCUAGCGACUAAACUAUAUACUACAGUCGUGCGGAAGUCUAUUUCCUAUAUGCACAAUAAUUAUUAUUAUUUGGGUGUGUUGCCCAUGGAUACUCUACUUCACGCAUUGCACACACACGCGCACGCGCAUAUACUGGUAUACUUGUUUCAUUUUUACUAUGUAUAAAUGGAUGAAAUGUCAAUCAAACCGAACGUUUCCUGCAAAAUACUCAAUCCUGGAUAAUACAAUGGAGGUUGAUGAGACUGCCUGUCCAAAUGCAAACAAUUGUCUUGGAAUGUAUACAUGGAUAUAAGGUGGUUAGGUUUGGUGUACAUAAUAAUGUUAACUAGCUGCAAUUUACAGAGCGUUGAACAAGAAGAAGAUAAUUUAAUAGACUCCAUGCACAACUAUACAAAUUUGAAAAUAUUUUUGUGGUCCGGUUCCGGAGAUGGUUCGAAUGAACCGACACCAAAAUCGACUACCAAAAAAAUCCCGUCUUAUUCAGAAAAUCCCGAGGAUUGUAUAGGCGGGCAAGAUUGUAACAUUCAACCGACGACUUCUAUUACGCCACAUCUUGGGGUUAUUGACAUUCCACAAACUGCCGAAAUACCAAACAAAGAAUAUUGGAUAGUAACAGAAUUAAAUUUCGACUCGCCAACGGAUGUUCAUAUUUCCAUACCAAUCAUAAAAGAAAAAUUGGCCAUCCUUUACACGAUUGCUUUUACUAGACAACAGGCUCGGCAUCUCGGACUAAACUCGAAUUGGACCGGAGACGAAGUGAACUCAGAUCGAAAUCGAAGAUGGGAUACAAACGAAAAACCAAUUAAAGUCAAAGUAGACGUUCUAUCCGUAUUGAAUAAAUUGGAUUUGGUUUAUUUUGUUAGCGUAAAUGACCAUCCUGUGUCUGCUGCGACGGCAGUACGUGACAUGAGCCUUGUCACGACCCGGGAAGCUGCGGAUCAUUUGGGAUAUGCUGUAAAAAUUAAAGCCCGCCCUUACCUGGACGGAUUACAGUUUCAAAGAGUGCGUGGUAUAAGUUAUGGCGAGAUUUGGAUUUUCGUCACCGCAACAUGUAUAAUUGUGCUGGUAAUCGUAACUGGCGUAGUCGUUGCUCAUAAGAAAAAAAGAAGAAAAAAUAGCAUUAGCUCCGACAAGACUAAUAUGGCGUUCUGUGAAGAUCAAACGCCUCACCACGAUGUAAAAACAGAAGCUACGUCUACUGAAGAUAUCGGUGCUCUUCACACGCCCGAACCAAAGCCGAGAAAUAGAAAUAAAAUUUCAAAUUCAUUGCUUUCGAUGCAGGCAGUUAAUAAAUUUCAAAAAGACUCGAUACCUGGGCCGUUAACAGAUGUAUUGGAUGGAUUUAAAGUAAGUGAAAAUAAAAAUACACGUACUAUGUCAAGACACGAAAGUAUUAGUGGCCAAGAUCCUGGAGUGGUUGGACCUAUAGUUUGGGAUUUACACUGUAAACAAAUGAAAAUGAAAAGUAACGAACAAGAUGAUGAUUCGUGUUCGAGCUUUGACGCUUUCAACGCCAUGGACACUAACGUCACAAAAAUGCGUCAAAAAUUUCACGAAUUACUUGACGAUGCGUUCACGUUAUUCGGUAGUCGAAACUCGAGUUUGAACAGCGAUGAAAGUAACCCGUCAAUAAGUAAUCAUGAACAGAGAUCAAAAUCAGCUCCAUUUAGGUGUUCGGCCACGUCGAGCGGACGCCCGACCGGCCGGCCAAAGACGUCGGCGGACUCGAGCGGCCGGGCCGCGGACGACGACCAAUUCGCGGGACCGCCGGCGGCCGGGAGCCCGUGCUGGGCGCUGUCGCCGGGCGAGGCGUGGGCCGGUUCGGACCAGUCGGUGUUCGUGCCGCGGCCGCUGAGCGCCGGCCCGUUCCACCGGCCGGCCGUGCGCGCCGAGUUCAUCAGCUCGGACGCCAACCUGUCCCCCCAGGACCCCGCCGUGCCGCUCAUCGAGGCCAUACGAAAGGAACUGGACAGAUUCCCCUCGCCGCACGCCGACUCGUCCCGGUGACUCAUCAUGAUGUAUAUAGUUAUACACGCACUCAUAAUACGCGCGUUGCAGUGUUAUUCUGCGCCGAUCCAUUAUUAUUAUCGUCAUCGAUCGUCGCCCGUGCGAGCACGUACACUGUACAUUAAUGCUUACCUAUAUAGUUCGAUGUGGAUUAAUCCACCUCGACUGCACCCGUGCGACGAACCCCUCGCGUCGUCGCCAUCGCCGCCGCCGCACGCGGAGACGAUGAUUCAUAGCCGUUUGAUAAAUGAUAAUAAUAAUAAUAAUAAUACGAUUAUUAUUAUUAUUGCCCAUAUGACGUUAUAUAUAUUAUUAUUGUUGGCCUUGGGCCUCUUUCGCCGGUUUUACAUCGUUUCGUGAAGUGUAUAUAAUAUUAUCAUCUAUUUUAAG